CUUCUAUGAUUGUAAUAGAAAGAUUCCUACAGUGGAGGAAUUUGAUUUCCAGAUUUGAUGAUAGACGCACUCAGUCGUAGAUAAAUUUCAUAAUAAACCUUGAGCGUCUUGGCGCAGACUGUACAAAUCAUUCCGGCGUUUGAUCCUUACUGUUUAGUAAUAUUUCUGUCUGUUGGAUUCUGGGUCUUUGUUGUUUUGUUAUCAUUUGGUGAUUAGUGGAUGAUGGAGAGUAUAAUUGGCAAACUACGGAGCUUGGAUGCGUACCCUAAGAUCAAUGAGGAUUUCUACAGCAGAACCCUCUCCGGAGGCGUCAUAACCUUGGCUUCCUCUAUUGUGAUGUUCCUCUUGUUCUUCUCUGAGCUCAGAUUAUAUCUCAAUGCAGUAACUGAGACAAAGUUAGUUGUAGAUACGUCAAGGGGAGAAAGGCUCCGUAUUAAUUUUGAUGUGACUUUUCCAGCACUCCCAUGCUCUAUCGUCAGUCUUGAUGCCAUGGAUAUAAGUGGCGAGCAACACCUGGAUGUUAGACAUGAUAUUAUCAAGAAGAGGAUUGAUGCUCAUGGUAAUGUGAUAGAAACAAGGCCAGAUACUAUUGGUGCUCCCAAGAUAGAACGGCCUUUACAAAGGCAUGGUGGAAGGCUUGAACACAAUGAAACCUACUGUGGCUCAUGUUAUGGUGCAGAAGCGACAGAUGAUGAUUGUUGUAACAAUUGUGAAGAAGUUCGUGAAGCAUAUAGAAAGAAGGGCUGGGCAUUAUCAGAUCCUGAUUUGAUUGAUCAGUGCAAGAGAGAAGGUUUUCUGCAAAAGAUCAAAGACGAAGAAGGUGAAGGAUGUAACGUUUAUGGAUUCUUGGAUGUCAAUAAGGUAGCUGGUAAUUUUCAUUUUGCACCUGGAAAGAGUUUCCAGCAGUCAAAUGUUCAUGUUCAUGACCUGCUAGCAUUUCACAAGGACAGUUUUAAUAUAAGUCACAGGAUCAACAGAUUAGCAUUUGGAGACUACUUCCCUGGUGCUGUAAAUCCUCUUGAUGGUGUGCAAUGGACACAACAAACACCAAAUGCAAUGUAUCAAUAUUUUCUGAAGGUGGUACCGACUGUAUUCACAGAUGUCAAUGGACAUGUCAUCCAGUCAAAUCAGUUCUCGGUAACUGAACAUGUUAAAGGAGCAGAGUUGGGUCAACUUCAAUCCCUUCCUGGAGUAUUUUUAUUUUAUGAACUUUCACCAAUUAAGGUAACCUUUACAGAGACGCAUGUUUCGUUCUUGCACUUUCUGACCAACGUCUGUGCCAUUGUUGGAGGUGUAUUUACUGUCUCGGGCAUAAUCGACUCUUUUGUAUAUCAUGGUCAAAAAGCAAUCAAAAAGAAAAUGGAAAUAGGUAAGUUCAGUUGAUGCUCGACGCCUCUGAAAAUAUCACAUGGUGCUUUGGAAUUGGAAUUGGCCCUCGAGAGAAUCAAUGCUUCAAAGCAAAAGGAACCUAAAGUUCAGACUUUCCAAGCCAAGGUGUUGUCAAACUACAUAACGGCCCCAGCAAUGGUGUUUUGAUAUUUGUUAAUGAAUGAGUUAACUCGUUUAGUUUAUUUAUAGUUCUAAGUUUUUCUUUUGAUAUGCGACUGUAAUUAAAUGAUUUACAAGCAGGGUUCAUGAUCGCCUUGAAUAGUUUUGAUAUUUAACCUCAUUUUAGACGAUGUUUUCAUCGAACAAAAUGGGGAAGAAAAGGUAUAAUUGUUGUCGGUUUAGCUU
Molecule: messenger RNA, 1734 nt
Organism: Sesamum indicum (sesame)
Lineage: Eukaryota; Viridiplantae; Streptophyta; Magnoliopsida; Lamiales; Pedaliaceae
Cellular component (GO): endoplasmic reticulum; COPII-coated ER to Golgi transport vesicle
Source: RefSeq, a predicted model, not a curated record